Cavia porcellus (domestic guinea pig) is the source of this 2227-nucleotide messenger RNA. RefSeq names its product eukaryotic elongation factor, selenocysteine-tRNA specific (gene Eefsec). The transcript has 8 exons. The coding region runs from base 41 to 1927 and encodes 628 amino acids. Gene Ontology annotation, molecular function: GTPase activity; GTP binding; translation elongation factor activity. NCBI's taxonomy places the organism in Eukaryota, Metazoa, Chordata, Mammalia, Rodentia, Caviidae. Gene Ontology annotation, biological process: selenocysteine incorporation. The record is from RefSeq and is a predicted model, not a curated record.
CCCAGGAGGGCGAGGGGCGGGCGCGCCAGCGGCGGGCGGGAUGGCCGGGCGGCGGGUGAACGUGAAUGUGGGCGUGCUGGGCCACAUAGACAGCGGCAAGACGGCGCUGGCCCGGGCGCUGAGCACCACGGCGUCCACCGCAGCCUUCGACAAGCAGCCGCAGAGCCGCGAGCGCGGCAUCACGCUGGACCUGGGCUUCUCGUGCUUCGCGGUGCCGCUGCCCGGCGCGGCGGAGCCCGGUGAGGCGCUGCUGCAGGUCACGCUGGUGGACUGCCCCGGGCACGCCUCGCUCAUCCGGACCAUCAUCGGCGGAGCCCAGAUCAUCGACCUGAUGAUGCUGGUCAUCGAUGUGACCAAGGGGAUGCAGACCCAAUCAGCAGAGUGCCUCGUGAUUGGCCAGAUUGCCUGCCAGAAGCUAAUCGUGGUGCUGAAUAAAAUAGACCUGUUAGCUGAAGAGAAGAGACAAACAGCCAUUGACAAAAUGACCAAGAAAAUGCAAAAGACCCUGGAGAGCACCAAGUUCCGGGGUGCUCCGAUUAUACCUGUAGCAGCCAAACCUGGGGGACCAGAAGCCCCUGAGACUGAAGCCCCACAGGGGAUCCCAGAACUCAUUGAGCUCCUGAGGUCCCAGAUUUCCAUCCCAACAAGAGACCCCUCGGGCCCCUUCCUCAUGUCUGUGGACCACUGUUUCUCCAUCAAAGGCCAAGGCACAGUGAUGACUGGGACCAUCCUUUCGGGCUCUAUCAGCCUUGGUGACAGCGUGGAGAUUCCUGCCCUCAAGGUGGUGAAGAAAGUGAAGUCCAUGCAGAUGUUCCACACACCCGUCACCACCGCCAUGCAGGGAGACCGGCUGGGCAUCUGUGUCACCCAGUUUGACCCCAAGCUGCUGGAGCGUGGGCUAGUGUGUGCCCCUGAGUCACUGCACACUGUCCAUGCAGCCAUCAUCUCUGUGGAGAAGAUCUCAUAUUUCCGGGGGCCACUGCAGACCAAGGCCAAGUUCCACAUCACUGUGGGUCACGAGACGGUCAUGGGUCGCCUGCUGUUCUUCAGCCCUGCUCCCGACAGUUUUGACCGUGAGCCUGUGCUGGACUCUUUUGACUUCUCUCAAGAGUACCUCUUCCAGGAGCAGUACCUGUGCAAGGACUCAGCAUCAGCCGUGGUAGAUAGUAAUGAGACCAACAAGCGGACAAGCCAGGCUGCAGAAGGUUACUGCCCCCGGCAGCAGUGGGCCCUUGUGGAGUUCGAGAAGCCCAUUACCUGCCCACGGCUGAGCCUGGUCAUCGGCUCUCGGCUGGAUGCGGAUAUCCAUGCCAACGCGUGCCGGCUGGCAUUCCAUGGGUUGCUGCUGCACGGGUUAGAAGACAGGAGCUACACAGAGAGCAUCCUGCCCACACUGAAGGUGUACAAGCUGAAGCACAAGCAUGGCCUUGUGGAGCGGGGAUUGAACUCACGACGGCCUGCUUGCAAGGCAGGCGCUUAUGCCGCUGAGCUAAACCUCCAGCUCCAUGAAGUUCUCUUUUUAAAAGCCGUUUUUCAACAUCUGAGGAUCAUUCUUAGCUCAGAAGCCAUACAAAACCAGGCAAUGGAUGACUACAGUGUGAUUGGCCGCUCUCUGUUCAAGAAGGAGACCAAUAUCCAACUCUUUGUGGGGCUCAAGGUGCACCUGUCCACGGGGGAGUUGGGGGUUAUCGACAGCGCUUUUGGCCAGAGCGGCAAGUUCAAGGUCCAUAUCCCUGGUGGCCUCAGUCCUGAGUCCAAGAAGAUCCUGAUGACGGCUGUCAAGAAGCGGGGCCGGGCAGGCCAUGGGGAAGUGGCCAAGCAGGAGGAGGGCACUGAGCGCCCCGAACCCGCUCAGCACGUGGGGCUCAGCCUGUCGUUCAAGCGCUAUGUCUUUGACACCCACAAGCGCAUGGUGCAGUCCCCUUGAGGGACCCCAUGACCUGCUUGGGCUGCAGUGCCUGGUACCCAGCUAGAUGUGCCUCAGCCUCCCCUCAGUGACUCCACACAGUCCUGCAACAGUAGGGUAUCUACUCCACUGCCACUCGGACUUCCUGCUCAGCCAUAGUGACAAACCCAGGGUGGUAGGGACAGUGCCAAGAGGGCCCUCCAGGCAUCACAGCCAAGACCGGCUGGGAAAGGGCCUAGCCAGAGAGCCCAGUGGCCAGCCUCAGCUCUGCCCAAGUGAAUGGCCCUUGGUGGCUGAAAAUAAAUGUCACAUGGCACCAGC